Messenger RNA from Sardina pilchardus (European sardine), 856 nucleotides. It is a transcript of the gene fgf4, whose product is annotated as fibroblast growth factor 4. Gene Ontology annotation, cellular component: cytoplasm. Bases 239 to 814 code for a protein of 191 amino acids. Gene Ontology annotation, molecular function: fibroblast growth factor receptor binding; growth factor activity. Lineage: Eukaryota; Metazoa; Chordata; Actinopteri; Clupeiformes; Clupeidae. Gene Ontology annotation, biological process: fibroblast growth factor receptor signaling pathway; positive regulation of protein phosphorylation; positive regulation of cell population proliferation. The record is from RefSeq and is a predicted model, not a curated record. The transcript is spliced from 3 exons.
CCAACAAUACACAACUCAGACAGCAAAGAAGUCACAGUCGAGUUCGAUUCAACAUCGGUGGGAACUAUUUAGUACUCGAAGAGACUCUACACAAAGUCAAUGGAAAAGUCACAGUUGUGCUCGAAACUGACGUUCCGCGUUGUCCGGUUCACUUUCUCAAGCUCCAAAUAGUUAUUCGAAGUGACGUGCGCCAUUAGAACUUAGUUCUUGGAGUGUGAGAAUUUCGAAAUCGGUCAGAAUGAGCGUGACAUCGGCUUUUUCAACACUAAUUAUUCUCGGACUGCUGUCAGUCGCAGUGCGCUCAGCCCCGUUUUCGGUGCGGCAGAACGGCACUCCAGGACGACACUGGGAAACACUUUACUCGCGUUCAUUGGCUCGUAAUCCCUGGGAAAAAAGAGACAUCAACCGGGAUGGUGAUUAUCUAAUGGGCAUCAAGAGACUCAGACGUCUGUAUUGCAAUGUGGGGAUUGGGUUCCACAUUCAAGUGUUACCGGAUGGCAAGAUAACCGGAGUGCAUAACGAAAAUCGAUACAGUCUUUUGGAGAUAUCUCCAGUGGAGAGAGGAGUUGUUACUCUUUUUGGUGUUCGCAGUGGUCUAUUCAUCGCCAUGAACAGCAAAGGGAAGCUCUAUGGAUCUAGCCACUACAACAAUGAGUGCAAGUUUAAGGAGAAUCUCCUGGCAAACAAUUACAAUGCAUAUGAGUCUGCCGCUCACGCAGGGAUGUAUAUUGGAUUGAGCAAGACAGGCAGGACAAAGAAAGGAAACAGAGUGACUCCAGCAAUGACAGUGACACACUUCUUACCAAGAAUCUGACCGACUGUGGCUCGCUCAGUUACCUCACACCUUGGAGGGAAG